AUGGUACCUGGUGAGGGGUUCAAUAAUUAUGGUGGUAUAUAUGUCCAGAGGAAUCCACGGCUGAAAGUCAAGGUGGUGGAUGGGAGUAGCUUGGCUGUGGCCGUCAUCCUUAACAGCAUUCCGAAAGGGACAACCCAGGUUCUCCUUACAGGCAACCUCACAAAGGUUGCUUAUGCCCUUGCCUUUUCUUUGUGCCAAAGAGAUAUCCAGGUAGUUACAUUACAGCAGGCUGAGUAUUUGAAGCUCACCAAAUCAUUAAAUGGUACAGAGGGUAAGGUGGUUCAUGACAGAAGCUAUGCUCAAAAGAUUUGGUUGGUGGGAGAUGGGUUGAGUAAAAAAGAACAGUUGAGUGCACCAAAAGGAACAAGUUUUGUUCCCUUCUCUCAAUUUCCACCAAAACAGUUGCGCAGAGACUGCCUCUACCACUACACACCAGCAAUGAAGAUCCCCAAGUCUCUUGAGAAUGUUUACUCUUGUGAGAACUGGUUGCCAAGGAGGGUGAUGAGUGCGUCGCGUAUAGCAGGAAUAGUGCAUGCAUUGGAAGGUUGGAAUGAGCACGAGUGUGGUCACACCAUGUCCAGCAUUGACAAAGUUUGGCAAGCAACUCUUCGACAUGGCUUUCAGCCUCUAGUCUCCAAAGAGGCAAAGAUUGAUUAG
Molecule: messenger RNA, 657 nt
Organism: Rosa rugosa (rugosa rose)
Lineage: Eukaryota; Viridiplantae; Streptophyta; Magnoliopsida; Rosales; Rosaceae
Product: very-long-chain aldehyde decarbonylase CER1-like
Exons: 5
Coding region: 1-657 (218 amino acids)
Source: RefSeq, a predicted model, not a curated record